UGUCGUGCCGCCGAAAGGUUGCAUUCACUGCAUGAGCGAGGAGGAGCUUACAGUCCUCCGCGCGCAACUCGAUGACUUGUUGGACAAGAGCUGGAUCCGCCCUAGUAGCUCCCCAUAUCGAGCGUCAAUUGUCUUUGUACGGACGAAGAACAAGGAUCUACAAUUGUGCAUCGACUACCGCAAGCUCAAUGCGCAAACCGUCAAGAAUGCGGAGGCUCGUCCUCGUAUUGACGAUCUCCUUGAGCGACUGGGUGGCGCAGAGUACUUAUCUAAGUUGGAUCUGAAAUCGGGAUACCAUCAGAUUUCGAUCCGGCCAAGCGAUCGCUAUAAAUCCGCGUUCAAGACGCAAUAUGGGCAUUUUGAGUGGGUGGUCAUGCCUUUUGGCCUCACCAACGUUCCAGCGACCUUUCAAGCGGCAAUGACAAACGAGUUUUGUGUGAUGCUGGACCGGUUCGUGCUGGUCUACUUAGACGACAUUCUCAUCUAUAACCGGACAUUGGAGGAUCAUCUCGAGCACCUUCGACGAGUGUUGGAGACGCUCCGCCGCGCCAAGUACAAAGCCAACCGCGACAAGUGCGAAUUUGUCCGGCAAGAGUUGGAAUACUUGGGCCAUUUUGUCACACCGGAGGGCAUCAGUCCGUUGUCGGACAAGAUUCAAGCCAUCCAAGAGUCGCCGGAGUCGUGGAACGUCACGGAUGUCCGUUCGUUCCUUGGCCUUGCCGGCUACUACCAACGUUUUAUCAAGGGAUACUUGAAGAUCGCGGCCCACUUGACCAAGCUUCAAUGCGAGGAUCGAUCUUUUGACUUCAGAGAGGAUGCGCAUGAAUCAUUUUUGGCUCUCAAAGCCGCUUUAUUAUCUGCGGAGGUCUUGCGCAUAUACGACCCGCUAUUGCCAACGCACAUCACUACGGAUGCGUCCGGCUAUGGCAUUGGUGUCGUCCUCGAACAACACGAUGGCGUGGACUCGCACCCGAUCAAGUACUUCAGCAAGAAAGUGUUCGUCAUGCACUCCAUUGAUGAUGCACGCAAGAAGGAGCUCCUAGCCUUCGUCCACGUGCUCAAGCGGUGGCGGCACUUCCUCCUUGGUCGAAGUCAACUCUGAUGGGUAACGGACAACAAUCCGUUCGUCUUCUACAAGA
Molecule: messenger RNA, 1139 nt
Organism: Chara braunii
Lineage: Eukaryota; Viridiplantae; Streptophyta; Charophyceae; Charales; Characeae
Source: the annotation of a GenBank genome assembly